This is a messenger RNA of Haemonchus placei, 566 nucleotides long. NCBI's taxonomy places the organism in Eukaryota, Metazoa, Nematoda, Chromadorea, Rhabditida, Trichostrongylidae. The record is from the annotation of a GenBank genome assembly.
UCAAAGACCACACAGCCAGUGUCAACUCAUCAAGUCGUACAAAGAAAGUGCAAGAAUGCUGGAAAACAAGCCCUAACAUUGCGAUCAAUUACGUCGGUAGGAAGAGAAAAAGAAAANAAAAUUUCAACCAGAAGCAAAAACCAAGAAAUGGGAAAGAAUUCAAUGCGCUUCGGAAUUCAAGACUUGGUAAACAGGAAUCGCUGCCACCGUCACGCCCACAGACCAGGCGUAACAGAGCAAGAAGCUGUCAGAUCGAGAGCAUUAAGGACGCUGUACGCGAGCACACCCAACCACACGUGGAAGUUGAAGUGAAUGGGCGUCCCUUGAAUCUUCUACUUGUUACUGGCGCUAUGAUUACACUGAUAUCAGAAUCGAGUUGGAAGCAACUCGGAAGACCGCAGCUACAGAAAUUCGACCCGAUCGUCAAUGCUGAAAACGGAACAAGGAUCCCCACAAAGUAUACAUCCUUGUCAACUUCGUGCUUAGAAGCUCAGAUGGAAGGCAGCACCGUGGAGCCGAAAAACUCGACAUUUCGACUGGGAAUGGAUUCAGAAGAUUGGAACUAG